Corythoichthys intestinalis (scribbled pipefish) is the source of this 2738-nucleotide messenger RNA. It is a transcript of the gene cfap300, whose product is annotated as cilia and flagella associated protein 300. NCBI's taxonomy places the organism in Eukaryota, Metazoa, Chordata, Actinopteri, Syngnathiformes, Syngnathidae. The transcript is spliced from 7 exons. The record is from RefSeq and is a predicted model, not a curated record. The coding region runs from base 1 to 813 and encodes 270 amino acids.
AUGGAUUCAGUAGCAACGCAAUUUAACAUGUCCGGAGACAAAAACGAUUUUGAACAAAUUUUUACUUUCCGUCCGAAUCCCUCCAGGAAGUUUUCGUUUCUGGAAGAUAAGGAGACAGUUACUCUGUUGAUGAAAUGGUCCAUGCAUGGGAGGCUCUCGUCACAAACGUUCAUCUUUGACCAGAAAUUUCACCUUUACGAUUGCGAUAGGUUUGCGCUGUGCUUCUUCACAGACAGCAGUGUUUUAUCCAGUUUGAAGACAACGAUUGCCUGGGAAUCUCUCAGCAAACCAGUUACGUCAGUCAAUGUGGAGAUAGUACCUUGCACUAGGGUCUCCAUGGACUUAUUUGACCCCAUCUACACUUGUGGCAUUGUGGCGCCCUCAGGCCACAUCGCCAGAUGCUUCCACGAUUACUACCCGGACUAUGACAAACUCAGAGAGAUGCUACAGGAUGAGGACUCUGAGAACUAUCACGUACUGGGGAGCGCUGAGCGAGGGGAGUUCCUGUUCCGUCUAUUCAAGCACCUCUGCUUCGGAGGGACGUUGAAUCAGUAUGAAGAGACCGUCGAACCUUACAUAAGCGUCACCAAGAAAAUGUACAAAGAGCUCAUCAGUGUUCAAAAGGAUCCAGAAAACAAAAAGAUUGGUGUUGUCUCCACAGUGCUCAAAGUCCAUGUUUAUGAUGAGUCAGGCCAGUGCCACCCGGGGGAACGGGAAAACGAGCAGAUGUUUUCUUACCUCAUCGUGGACCCCUUCAAACGCCUCGUGACACUACUCUCCCACUCUCACGGUGUUGGAACCAUGUCCCUUUGACAAGGUGAAUGAUCUCUGAUACGUUCAAAACACAAGAUUUUGUGGCAUAAUUUCUGUGUAUCAGCACACAUCUGGAGGGACAGUAAAUUGUAUUGUACAUUGGCGUGGCUCGGGUCUCUCGGGGCUCCAAGCCAGAAACCCAUGGGGCCCCCACCCCACCCGUGCACGUUGAACAAAAAAAUUGGGGCGCACAUGAUGCUAAUAAACUAGAAAUCUGGAGAAAAUGCAAUGGUAGCUUUGCUGAUAUGGUGGGUAUAUCGGGUCACUUCCUGUUGAUUUAGGGGCAUUCCAGGGUCAUUUUCUGUUGUUUUGGUGACGUUUCAGGGUCACUUCCUGGGCAAAAUGAAUAAAGUAUUAGGGCAUAUCAAAAGAAAAACUUGACAGACAAUAUACUGUGUACAACAUUUUAAAUAGCAAACAAUUUAAAGCAGCACGAGGUAACUUUCCAAUCUUUAUAAAAAUAUUUUCAUAACAUUUGUGAUAAUAUGUCGACUGACAACUAGUUGAACGACACCUCUUUUAUACCUUGAAGGGGUUUGUAUCGCUUUCACCAGCACUAAUUAACUUUGAAGAGGGUGGCAGGAACCCUGCCACACAAAAAAACUACAAAUGUGCCGACCGCUUUAAGGCAUACAUCACUUCCCCCUCUCCCCAUUCAUUAUAAAGACAAUGUCAGUCGAUGCGAACUCUAUUGCGCGAAUUCUGCAAAGAUGGCAGAGCAACAAAAAAGACAAAAUGUUUUGUUUGAAGAGGAAAAACAAGAAAGGCUACCAGGACAGAAUAAAAAUUGGCCCGACUUUCACUUGCUGGUGUGACGCCCCCUGCCCCUCAGCCGUUCGGACAGGGUGGUGGGUUAGCCACACAGUUGCUAAAUGCUAACCGUCCUAUGCUAUUAUUUGGCCACAACUAGAUUCAUUACCUUAUUACUAUUCAUGCUUCACACAGCCCUGGAACCAGAAAUUUUGUUUAAUUCAUCUGCAGGCGACCAGGAGAUUGAUUGAUUGAUUGAUUGAUUGAUUGAUUGAUUGAUUGAUUGAUUGAUUGAUUGAUUGAUUGAUUGAUUGAUUGAUUGAUUGAUUGAUUGAUUGAUGAUUUUACUACACUUUGCGGGUGUGCGCUGGUCCUCGUGGGAAACACAGUCUUCCUUAAGGCAAAACACUACCACAUUUGUCGACCGGCGUAGCUUAAAUCGACCAAAACUGAAAAGCUACCAAGUGUUGCUUUAUAGUAAAAAUAAACAAAUUAAAAUAAAAUAGACGUCUCGAAAUGUGCAGGGUCCAAUGACAGCUUCAAGUGCAGGUUGCUACGAUAGAUGGGCUGGAGCCCCACAAGAGAGGUUUGUUACUUAAGGGUUAGGGUUAGUGAGUAUGUGAUUCUCUGAGUGUCAGAUAAAAAGACAGCAGGUUGGUGAGAUGACCAUGCAGUGGUGAUAAGAAAGCCAGGGAAGUGACAUCAAGGAUACCAGAGAUGUCCAUGACGACAACGGCGCAGUCCAUUGGGAAACAACAAAAGUGCUUUGGCCUGGGCGGCGCAGAGAUAGUUGGGAGCAGUGAGGAUAACAACAACUUGCCGGAUUGGCGCGACACGAGAUAAAAUAGGAACAAACCCCAUCACUAGAUGUCCUGGAGCCCGAUUACAACAUUCGAAGAUGGCGUCGUAUUCCAUUGGCAUGAUAAUUCCUGUCGCCCUGACAACAGUAACGCACGAACUCUGCUGCCCAACCCAAGACUGCUGACACCGCUGGAUAGAUAGCCCCUCCGAUCUGCCUCCCCGAAGCCCAGCACCUUCAAAAAGAUGAAACAUUUCCAUACCGUACUGGCCCAAAUAUAAGACGGCCCUGAUUAUAAGAUGACCCCCUCUUUUUCAAGACUCAAGUUUGAAAAAAGACUUUUUGAACACCAAAUGAAUUUUUAUACAGAAGAUAA